Molecule: messenger RNA, 1484 nt
Organism: Lycium ferocissimum
Lineage: Eukaryota; Viridiplantae; Streptophyta; Magnoliopsida; Solanales; Solanaceae
Exons: 11
Coding region: 103-1278 (391 amino acids)
Biological process (GO): protein localization to cell surface; attachment of GPI anchor to protein; proteolysis
Cellular component (GO): GPI-anchor transamidase complex
Molecular function (GO): GPI-anchor transamidase activity
Source: RefSeq, a predicted model, not a curated record
UUAUUUCAAAAAAUGGCCAGUCCCUUCCUGUUUCCCAGUGAACAAUUUAACCCAAACAUCUAAUUGAAAAAUCUGAGAUGGAACAUUGAGAGCUAUUUGAAAAUGGAUUCGAUCACUAUGAAAUCCAAAUUUCUAUUGUGUUUUCUUCUAUUUUCUACUUAUCUGUGCAAAAAUGGGAUCGCAUCAAAUUCAACUACGAUGCAUACUAACAAUUGGGCUGUUUUGGUCUGCACUUCUCGUUUCUGGUUUAACUACAGACACAUGGCUAACACAUUAUCUUUAUACAGAACCGUAAAACGAUUAGGCAUACCUGAUGAAAGAAUUAUUCUGAUGUUGGCUGAUGAUAUGGCUUGCAAUGCUCGGAAUAAAUACCCUGCACAGGUCUUCAACAAUGAAAACCACAGGCUAAAUCUUUAUGGAGAUAACGUUGAGGUAGAUUAUCGAGGUUAUGAAGUAACAGUUGAAAAUUUCUUGAGAGUGUUGACUGGCCGUCAUGAAACAGCUGUCCCAAGAUCAAAACGUCUUCUUAGUGAUGAAGGAAGUCACAUACUUCUGUACAUGACAGGGCAUGGUGGAGACGAGUUUUUAAAAUUUCAGGAUUCGGAGGAGCUUCAAAGUCAUGAUUUAGCUGAUGCAGUGAAACAAAUGAAAGAAAAGCGAAGAUUCAAGGAGCUGCUAAUAAUGGUUGACACUUGCCAAGCUGCUACUCUUUUCUCUCAGCUUCAAUCACCCGGCGUAUUGUCAAUUGGGAGUAGCAUGAAAGGGGAAAAUUCGUACUCGCAUCACUUGGAUGCUGAUGUUGGCGUCUCAGUUAUAGAUCGAUUCACGUUUUAUACCCUUGCAUUUUUUGAGAGGGUGAACAUGUAUGAUAAUGCUUCAUUGGGCAGUCUUUUCAGUUCAUAUAAUCCAAAUACGCUGAUGUCAACUGCAUAUUAUCGAACAGAUCUAUACCCUCGGCGACUAGAAGAGGUACCCGUGACAAACUUUUUCGGUUCAGUCAUGGAGACGAUACACACUGAUUCUGCGUAUAAAGCAUUUGCUGGCAAAGACUCCAAAAAGUCUGCAUUAGAGAUGCCUCUUCGGCAGUCCAGCAAUGACUUACGACGAACGCUAGCAAGUUCGGAUGUUCAGGAUGCACAAGAUUCCUGUCCUUUCACACAUUUUUGGAAUUCUAUGCAUGGUAAAAUGACAAAGGUUGAGGGUCUUGAUAGCUGGGUCAACUAUGGCUUGUUUUUGAUGUUUCCAUUGGUGGCAUUUUCCUCUUGGCUCUCGUCUUGAAGUCUCACAAGUGGAGGCAAGCUAUGAAAUUGAUACUCUAGAGGAACGCUAUGGUCCUGCUUUGUUUUCAUUUCUAUCGUUGUUGAAAACAUUGGUCCGGUGGAAGCUGUUGUAUCUCACAAAAAAUACGCGAGCAACCAGUUGAAGCACACCCUUGUACCGCAAAAUAGAAAUUACAUCAAUUUUUUGACAACUAGUGUAAUGUA